This is a messenger RNA of Aphanomyces astaci, 4144 nucleotides long. RefSeq names its product CMGC/MAPK protein kinase, variant. Bases 19 to 3156 code for a protein of 1045 amino acids. Gene Ontology annotation, cellular component: nucleus; cytoplasm. Gene Ontology annotation, molecular function: ATP binding; MAP kinase activity. Gene Ontology annotation, biological process: intracellular signal transduction; protein phosphorylation. The transcript is spliced from 6 exons. The record is from RefSeq and is a predicted model, not a curated record. NCBI's taxonomy places the organism in Eukaryota, Oomycota, Saprolegniomycetes, Saprolegniales, Verrucalvaceae.
CAAAAUAUACACACGACGAUGCUGGCCCGCCAUCCGACGCUCGACGAAGAAUUCGGUGCAGUUCAAUCGCCGCACAAGGAUGUGGACUUCCUACUGCCGCCGCCGUUGAAGGAAAUCACUCCAAAUAUGCAGCAGAAGACUGACGCGCCAAUCUCGCUCUCGCUUUCGUUGUCGGACGGGCAGGACCUGAAAGACCUGCUGGCAAUUCAUCUCACGAUGAUGACAGUGCUGGCACCUUUGCCCCAAUGGCAAGGCGUAGCCUUAGCCAAAGUGGAUACAUGGGGCCCACAUCAGGUGCUGCUGCAAGUCGAACAGUUGCGUCACACCGACCAAGUUCGCUUGACGCUGUCGAGCGACCCACGGACCCCUCGUACGAGGCACGUCGAGCGCUCGAUCCUGUACCGCAUCCUCCGAAACAUCCAAGAGCUUCUGCAACCAGAAGAAAAGGUCCCUUUACGUCCUCGCCGCAAGAAUAGCAUAUUUGACGGCGACCACGAAGACGUGGUAUUGGCCGCUUUGCGACGACAGCACCUCGAGCCUGGCGACCUUGAAGAAAAAGAAGACAACCCUUCGUAUGUAGUGCCACGGACGCCUGUGGAGUCCGUGCCCGAGGAAUUCGAUGCUCCGCCCGCUGCGACACCGCCGCCGCCGCCCGUACCCGUCCACACCUUCAGCUAUCACGUUCCUGACGAUGGCCUCAACAACUUGGACGACCUGCCCACACGAAAGCGCUCCAACACAUUGAGGUACCACAUGAACAAGGACUCGCUGGGUGGCAUUGCGUUCGAGGGGUAUUUGAGCAAGAAAGGCGACUUGCUGGCGGCAUGGAAGAGCUGCUACUGCGUGUUGGAGGGGCUGACGCUGGCGAUAUACGACUCGCGUGAAGACUUCAUGGCGGACGUAGGGCUCAAAGUUCGCGUUAUCCUACUGGAAGUGAACGAUGACGUGGCGAAACCGCACGGCUUUGCCAUCAAAACGGAAGGCCACAAGACGCAGCACUUGGCGUCGCGGACGGCGUUUGAAAAGGAGCAGUGGAUUCGCGCCAUUCGACUGCAACUGGUCAAAGGCAACCGAUCGGUCGCCGACGACUACAUUGCGUUUGGAUCGCAGCCGAUGGACGUGCCCGUGUUUUACUCGCUGCUGUCGAGUCUACUUCGUGAAGAAAUCUCAGACUUUCCCAUGCUGUGCCGCAACAUUCACCCGGACGUACUGCUCACGUCCAACUACCCUCCCAUUGUGCCGUUCUGGGGCCAAUACCGACGGUACGAUGGCCUGCUGCUGUUCAUUUCGGCUCUCUUGGAGACUGUGGACGUUGAAUCGUUUGAAAUGGCCGACUGCGUCCAGCUCCUUCCAGACACCACACCCGUCGACUGCACACUUGCCCCCGUCAGUCCCGCGAUGAUUCCGCACACCAAACGCCUCGUGGUCACUGGCAAAGAAACGCUAGCGAUCAAGCAGCCAACGUCGUCGGACGGGAGCUCCAGUACUAGUGGAGACGCCCUACGUCGAGUGACGCAGCUGUUUGUGCACGAACUGUGGCUCGACUACAAGGACCGGUUGGUGCGGUGGCAUGUCAACGGCGACUCGGUCGCGCUCUCCGUAGCGUUUGACGCCUGCGACAAGGGAAAAGGGCUUCGGUUGAUUUUACCUGGAGAGACCUCGUCCAUCCACCAGAGCAUCCCCCCUGGUACGUUCUACGUGCAGCUGCUCAAGGCGCACUCGCUCGGGUUCGUCGACGCGCCCGACAAGAACCGAGGGGUAUACGUGCGGUGUGUGCUGGACGAAGGCACGCACAUCGAGCGCACCCUGGACGGACUCACGACCAAGGAGUCGGGCGACGUCAAGCUAAGCACGCCGAGCCCCGCCACACGGUUGCUGCGGGGGAUUCAACGGGUCACGGGAACGUCCAUGGAGCGGCCGUUCGCGUCGUUUGGCGACAAGAGCGGUUGCGUGACCCAGAUCGUGUACCACACAGACGCCCCCGAGUGGAACUCGAACGUCCGGCUGGCAUUUCCGGGCUGCCCCCGCGGCGGUCAGUACUUUCUACGCAUCGAGGUGUACCAAAGCCGGUUCAUGAAGUCGGACGUGCUGAUUGGCGUGUGCAAAGUCAACUUGAGUCCGCACAUGGCGCUCUUGGCUGGGUCGGCCGAAGCCAAGGCCACGGGCGCCCUCUCUCGGUGGUACAACUUGUGCGACAUCUACAACGACUGCAAGGAAUGGUGGGCGCCCCCGACGGUGUUUCGAGGGAAGCUUCAAAUGAGCAUCGUGUUUGCUCCGCAUGCGACGUCGUCGUCGGCCGCAAACGGGACGGCCAUGUACGCGGCGGCAGACCACGACGCCACCGAGCGCAUGCGGGAGUACUUUAGCACCCAAGACUCCCAAGUCAAGGCGUCAAACGUCCACGGCCUCGAAGUGAACAUGCCGUCGUUGUUUCGGUCCGUGAGCAUCUCGGACGUGGAUGUGCGCGACAACUAUGUGAUCAUGGGCAAAAAGUCUCUGUUCGACAUCCCCAAGCGGUACCAAGUGAUCAAAGUGCUCGGGUCGGGCUCGUAUGGCGAGGUGAUUGCCGCCAGUGACACGCACUCGGGGGCAUCCGUCGCCAUCAAGAAGGUGCCGCAGGCAUUCCGCGAACUGCUCGACACCAAGCGGAUCCUGCGGGAGCUGUGUCUGCUGCGGCAGCUAAAGCACCCGCACGUGAUCCGGCUGUGGGACGUACUGCGCCCGACGCGGUGCCUCGAGAUGGAAGACAUCUACUUGGUCACGGACCUCAUGGAGACGGACCUCCAUCGCGUGAUUCACUCGACGCAAACGCUGAGCGACCAGCACGUCGGGUACUUUAUGCUGCAAAUGUUUCGAGCACUCAAGUACCUGCACUCGGCCAACAUUUUUCACCGCGAUUUGAAACCGUCCAAUAUCUUGCUCACCACGCAAUGCGAACUCAAAAUAUGCGACCUGGGGCUGGCGCGGUCGUUGGAUGUCGUGGCGCCAGUCCACGCCAACUUGACCGAGUACGUUGUCACAAGGUGGUACCGAGCGCCCGAAGUGCUGCUGGACGGAUCUCGGUACGGCGCGUCCAUCGACAUGUGGUCUGCGGGGUGCAUCAUGGUAUGUACUGUCGUCCCCCUGAAUAUGCAUCAAGCACCGUGUCGCAGAUAACCCAAAUCUGUGUGUGUACGUACGAAGGCGGAAAUGCUCGGACGGAAGCCGCUGUUCCCUGGCAGCAGCACGGUGAACCAGCUGGGCAAAAUCUUCAACGUGUUGGGAACGCCGUCGUCGGCGUACAUCGACCGCCUCCUCAAGCCCGCGGCGCAGCGCUGGGUCGAGAAGCAAACGUACCGCCCGGCGCUGGCGUUCUCCGAGUUGUACCCGCAGACCAACGUCCUUGCCAUCGACCUGCUCGCGAAGCUGCUGACGCUGGACCCGCAGUCGCGACUCACGGCAGAUCAGGCCCUCGCGCACCCGUACAUCACGUCGCUUGGCCUCAUGUACGACCCCACAUUGGACCUCUUUGACGGAACCGUGGACUCGUCGCAUGAAAACGUGCCGGAAGUGAAGGAGGACAUGCAGCGAGCCGUGUUUGAACAGGUGUGCAUCUUUCAUCCCGAAGCGCGGGAGGCAGAGAAGCGCCUGGCCGCGCAAGACGUGCCGCACGUCGUGAGUCCGACCACUGGCCGCCUUCGACGAGCCGUGCAGUAGCAGCAUGCCUCAUAUAGUUGUGUGUCUGUGAACGUGUUGCGAAUAUGUUGGAGUUCACUGAAAAGGGCGGCGGGAUGCCACGACGUACAUAAGCGUCGUGGUUUCGACGGUUGGUUCUCGGCCAAACGAGGUGGGGGGAGUAGCAACCGACAAUGUACAAGCAGACAUUGCCUCGUGCUGUUCAGGGUAUCUUUCUCGUCGCUCGCAGUCACUUGCACACGUGCAUGUGUGCGUGCGUCAGCGAUCGAGUGAGUUCUCCUUCAAACUGACGGCUGUCGUACAUCUAUGUACAUGCUAUUUCACAACACUCAAAUGCCUGAGAAAGCAGGGACAAACGAGCCAUCGCUUCCUCUGUGCGACCACCGUGGCGAUUCCCUUGUGAUUGGUUUGAAGGCUGUCUGCACUUCCCCCUCUUCCGUUGUUACGUGGUUCAUCGUCCUUUUUUCCC